Suillus subalutaceus is the source of this 591-nucleotide messenger RNA. RefSeq names its product ParA/MinD ATPase like-domain-containing protein. The record is from RefSeq and is a predicted model, not a curated record. Bases 1 to 591 code for a protein of 196 amino acids. The transcript has 3 exons. Gene Ontology annotation, molecular function: ATP binding; 4 iron, 4 sulfur cluster binding. Gene Ontology annotation, biological process: mitochondrial respiratory chain complex I assembly; iron-sulfur cluster assembly. Gene Ontology annotation, cellular component: mitochondrion. NCBI's taxonomy places the organism in Eukaryota, Fungi, Basidiomycota, Agaricomycetes, Boletales, Suillaceae.
AUGUCUAUGGGCUACCUUGUCCCUCGGCCGCCGCCCGACUCCACAGAAUUUGAAGGUGCGAUUGUCUGGCGCGGCCUUAUGGUUCAAAAAGCCGUGCAGCAACUCCUCUUCGAUGUUGACUGGCGGGACGCUGGUGGAUCUGGUCCUGGGCUGGACGUACUAGUCAUAGAUAUGCCCCCGGGAACGGGAGAUGUCCCUCUUACACUGGGACAAUUAGUUGUCGUCGACGGCGCAGUCAUCGUUUCAACUCCACAGGACAUCGCACUAACAGAUGUAAGAAGAGGAAUUUCUAUGUUCAAAAAGAUCUCCGUUCCGAUAACAGGUCUCAUCCUUAACCAAGCGUCCUUCCUAUGUCCUUCUUGCAACACCGCGCAUGAGCUAUUUGGGACUUCAGCUAAUGCAUCGCGCCUUGGGAUCCCUCUACUAGCGCAACUCCCUCUUGUUGGGGGUGUGAGCUGGGGUGGAGAUCGCGGCAUUCCAUACGUUCUUGAAGGAAAACAUGCAGAUGGAAAAGACGGCAGGGCGGGAGAGAUGUGGCGAGAUGCGAUGAACGAAGCAGCAAGCAACAUUUGGGAGUUAGUUCACAGCUGA